AUGCUUUUAGUGCACAACCGUAUCAAGAGUAACAAAUUUUCUUCUCUGGGGCGAAUAUAUAUACGGUAUAAUUCCAAUUCACGAAACAGAUGGCUGAGUAGACAACAAGGGGAUCCUUAUACAAAAGAGGCCAAAGUACAAAAUUUGAGAUCUCGAGCCGCAUUCAAGCUUAUGCAGAUUGAUGAUAAGUACAGGAUUUUCAAUAAAAAUACGCCAAAUCAGAGGAUACUGGAUCUUGGGUAUGCUCCUGGGGCUUGGUCUCAGGUAGCACGACAAAGAUGUUCGCCCAGUUCAAUGAUUUUGGGUGUUGAUAUUCUACCUUGCGAACCACCGCACGGCGUGAAUUCGAUCCAAGCUAACAUCCUGGCUAAGAGAACUCAUGAUCUUAUACGGCUAUUCUUUUCAAAGCAUUUUCAAUUAAAUAGGCACGAUGAGCUGCAUAAAGACCAUGGUUACUUCCAGAAUAUGCUCGAGGAGGAACUAACCCACGUUAAAGAUACAGAAUUAUACCGCGAGAUUUUCACUUCAGAUGACAGUUAUGAUACUUCUAGAACGAAUAGCACCUUAAAAGAACGGGAAAAAUUCCCAGUUGAUAUAGUUAUAAGCGAUAUGUAUGAACCCUGGCCCCAGACAACCGGUUUUUGGAAUAACAUUACUAAUCAAGCUUAUUUUAGGAUGGCUAAUACAUCUGGUGUCAGUAUAAGAGAUCACUAUCAAUCUAUUGAUUUGUGUGACGCCGCGUUGAUUACAGCUAUAGAUUUAUUACGACCCUUGGGCUCAUUUGCUUGUAAGCUGUAUACAGGCGAAGAAGAAAAUUUGUUUAAGAAAAGGAUGGAGGCGGUUUUCAAUGAUGUCUACAAGUUCAAACCAGAAGCUUCAAGAAAUGAAUCGAAAGAAACAUACUAUAUCGGAUUGAGAAAGAAAAGAAAUAUAGAUAAACUGGACGUUUUUAGUAACUGA
Messenger RNA from Saccharomyces mikatae IFO 1815, 960 nucleotides. RefSeq names its product 21S rRNA (uridine2791-2'-O) methyltransferase (gene MRM2). Gene Ontology annotation, biological process: RNA methylation. NCBI's taxonomy places the organism in Eukaryota, Fungi, Ascomycota, Saccharomycetes, Saccharomycetales, Saccharomycetaceae. The record is from RefSeq and is a predicted model, not a curated record. Bases 1 to 960 code for a protein of 319 amino acids. Gene Ontology annotation, molecular function: rRNA (uridine-2'-O-ribose)-methyltransferase activity. Gene Ontology annotation, cellular component: mitochondrion. The transcript has a single exon.